Messenger RNA from Colletotrichum graminicola M1.001, 1602 nucleotides. Its product is annotated as T-complex protein 1. Gene Ontology annotation, molecular function: ATP hydrolysis activity; ATP binding; ATP-dependent protein folding chaperone. The transcript has 3 exons. Bases 1 to 1602 code for a protein of 533 amino acids. Gene Ontology annotation, cellular component: chaperonin-containing T-complex; cytosol. NCBI's taxonomy places the organism in Eukaryota, Fungi, Ascomycota, Sordariomycetes, Glomerellales, Glomerellaceae. Gene Ontology annotation, biological process: protein folding. The record is from RefSeq and is a predicted model, not a curated record.
AUGCCCCUCCAGUCGUCCUUCAGCCCGACACAAAUCUUUGAGGAUGGAACCACGGAGGAGAAGGGAGAAAAUGCCCGUCUCUCCGCUUUCGUUGGCGCCAUUGCCGUUGGCGACCUCGUCAAGAGCACCCUCGGUCCCAAGGGUAUGGACAAGAUUCUCCAGUCUGCUUCGACCGGUGAGAUCAUGGUCACGAACGACGGUGCCACCAUCCUGAAGUCUAUUGCCCUCGACAACGCGGCCGCCAAGGUUUUGGUCAACAUCUCCAAGGUCCAGGAUGACGAGGUCGGUGACGGCACCACAUCGGUAGCUGUCCUUGCCGCGGAGCUACUCCGUGAAGCCGAGAAGCUUGUCGACAAGAAGAUCCACCCCCAGACCAUCAUCGAGGGUUACCGGAUAGCCAGCCAGGCCGCCCUCAAGGCCCUCAAGGAGUCUGCCGUCGACCGCAGUAACAGCCCCGAGGCUUUCAGGAAAGACUUGGCGGCCAUCGCCCGCACAACCCUCAGCUCCAAAGUUCUGGCCCAGGACCGCGACCACUUCUCCAAGCUCGCCUGCGAUGCCGUCCUGCGUCUCAAGAACUCGUCCGACCUAAGCCACAUCCAGAUCAUCAAGAAGGCUGGCGGCAAGCUGAGCGACUCGUACCUCGAUAAGGGCUUCAUCCUGGACAAGAAGAUUGGCGUCAACCAGCCCAAGCGUCUGGAGAAGGCCAAGAUACUGGUGGCGAACACAUCGAUGGACACGGACAAAAUCAAGAUCUUUGGUGCCCGCGUCAAGGUGGGAACGACUAGUAAGCUGGCCGACCUCGAGAAGGCGGAGAAGGAGAAGAUGAAGGCCAAGGUGGAGAAGAUCAAGGCGCACGGCAUCAACUGCUUCAUCAACAGACAACUCAUCUACAACUGGCCCGAGCAGCUCUUUACGGACGCGGGUAUCAUGUCCAUCGAGCACGCCGACUUCGAUGGCAUUGAGAGGCUGGCUCUGGUGACGGGCGGUGAGAUCGCCUCGACCUUCGACCACCCCGACCAGGUGAAGCUGGGACAGUGCGACCUGAUCGAGGAAGUCAUUAUCGGCGAAGACACCCUGAUCAAGUUCUCCGGUGUUGCCGCGGGCGAGGCCUGCACGAUUGUGCUGCGCGGUGCCACGGAUCAGCUCUUGGACGAGGCGGAGCGCAGUCUGCACGACGCCCUGGCCGUUCUCUCACAGACGGUGAAGGAGCCGUGGACGACCCUGGGUGGUGGAUGUGCCGAGAUGGUCAUGGCCAAGGCCGUCGAGGGUGCUGCCACUCGCGUUGAGGGCAAGAAGCAGAUGGCCGUCAGCAGCUUUGCGGUUGCGCUGCGCCAGCUGCCCACGAUCCUGGCCGACAACGCCGGCCUUGACUCGGGUGAGCUUGUCGCACGUCUGAGGAAGGCCAUCUAUGAUGGCAUGACGAACUACGGGUUGGACCUCCUGACGCCCGGUGGCGGCAUCACCGACAUGCGUGAUUUGGGCGUCGUUGAGAGCUACAAGUUGAAGAGAGCGGUUGUCUCGUCUGCCAGUGAGGCAGCAGAGCUUCUUCUCCGUGUAGACGACAUUAUUCGUGCGGCCCCCAGAAGACGGGAGCGUGCUUAA